Puccinia graminis f. sp. tritici CRL 75-36-700-3 is the source of this 837-nucleotide messenger RNA. RefSeq names its product guanine nucleotide-binding protein subunit beta-like protein. Gene Ontology annotation, cellular component: cytosol; nucleus. Gene Ontology annotation, molecular function: translation regulator activity; ribosome binding; protein kinase C binding. Lineage: Eukaryota; Fungi; Basidiomycota; Pucciniomycetes; Pucciniales; Pucciniaceae. Bases 1 to 837 code for a protein of 278 amino acids. The record is from RefSeq and is a predicted model, not a curated record. Gene Ontology annotation, biological process: rescue of stalled cytosolic ribosome; positive regulation of protein phosphorylation. The transcript is spliced from 8 exons.
AUGUCGGAGUCUUUGUUGUUCAAAGGUACCCUCGCCGGUCACGCCGGAUGGAUCACCGCCAUUGCCACCUCGGCCGAAAACCCCGAUAUGAUCUUGACCGCUUCCCGGGAUAAGACGAUCAUUGUCUGGCAACUCAGCCGAGAGGACGGUGCUUACGGUUUCCCUAAGCGAAUCCUGCGUGGCCACAACCACUUUGUCUCCGACAUUGUGACUUCCUCGGACGGGCAAUUGCUGACAACCGACAGAUCGUGUCUGGAUCACGUGACCGAACCAUCAAGCUAUGGAACACUCUCGGAGAGUGCAAAUACGAAAUCAAGGAUGAAGGCCACACCGGAUGGGUUUUCCUGCGUCCGAUUCUCCCCUAACCCGAUGAACCCAGUUAUUGUGUCCGCCGGUUGGGAUAAGGUUGUCAAGGUUUGGGAGCUCUCCAAGUGCAAGCUCCGCACCAACCACCACGGCCACACCGGUUACUUGAACACCGUCACUGUUUCCCCUGAUGGAUCACUCUGCGGCUCCGGUGGAAAGGACGGCAUUACCAUGUUAUGGGACUUGAACGAGGGCAAGCACCUGUACUCAUUGGAAGCCGGAGACAUCAUCAACGCUCUUGUGUUCUCUCCUAACCGUUACUGGCUCUGUGCAGCCACCGCUUCCUGCAUCAAGAUCUUUGAUCUUGAGAGCAAGAGCAUCGUCGAUGAGAUCAAGCCUGAUUUCACCGACAUUGACACCAAGAAGGCUAAGGUACCCGAGUGUACAUCGCUAGCUUGGUCUCCUGACGGUGGUACUUUGUUCGCUGGUUACACCGACAACCUUGUCCGAGUGUACGCUGUCAUGGGUUAA